AUGGCUUAUUCAUCUUCGCAGGAGUACUCUUUGCUUCGCAACCUCAACAAGGUCUAUCCCAAGAUCCAGGGUGGCGAGGGAAACUACCUCAAAACUGCUGAUGGAAGAGAGAUAUUUGACGCGGCAGGUGGAGCCGCAGUGUCUUGUCUCGGUCACGGAAACAAGAGAGUCAUAAAGGCAAUCUCUGAUCAGCUCAGCACUGGAACUCCUUACCUUGCAUCCUCAUUCUGGAGCAGCCAGGUAGUGGAGGAUCUUUGUCAGGAGCUUAUUCGCGGUACUGAUGGGAAAAUGGCCAGGGUCUACCUGACAGGGUCCGGAUCUGAAGCAAUGGAGGCUGCCAUCAAGCUGUCUCGCCAAUACUUUCACGAACAGGAUAAGGAAACUAAACGAGCCAAUUUCAUUGCCCGUGAGAGAUCCUACCAUGGCAACACACUCGGAGCUUUGAGUGUCUCGGGCUUCCUCGCCCGCAGGGAGCCUUAUGUUCCAUUCCUAAUGGAGAAUGUCCAUCACGUCUCUGCGUGCUAUCCUUAUCGUCAGAGACUGGACGGUGAGUCGGACGCUGCCUUUGUGUCUCGGAAAGCAGCCGAGCUUGAAGCCAAGUUCCAAGAGCUGGGACCAGACACAGUAAUCGCUUUCAUCGCCGAGCCAGUGGUUGGCGCCGCUCUUGGAUGCGUUCCAAGUGUACCGGGCUAUCUAAAGGCUAUGCAAGAUGUUUGCCACAAGCAUGGUGCACUUUUCGUCCUUGACGAAGUCAUGUGCGGCAUGGGCCGAACUGGCACUUUACACGCGUGGCAAGCCGAGCCGGGUGUGGUGCCUGACAUCCAGACCAACGCCAAAGGGCUCGGCGGGGGGUAUCAGCCUAUUGCUUCCAUGAUGGUAUCAGAACAAAUUGUCAAUGUGUUGAAGAAGGGAAGCGGCCAAUUUAUCCACGGCCUGACCUACCAGGCCAUGCCGGUACAAGCUGCUGCGGCUCUAGAGGUUCAGAGAAUCAUCCGAGAGGACCAGUUGAUGGCAAACGUUGUUGAACAGGGAGCCUAUCUCGGGCAAUGCCUGCAUGGAUUGCUCGGCAAUCAUCCACAUGUUGGAGACAUUCGGGGACGAGGCCUCUUUUGGGGUGUAGAAUUUGUCAGGGACAAGGCGACCAAGGAGCCAUUUCAUCCGAGCCUCGAGGUUGCCCAGAAAGUGGCCGAGGUCGCCAUAACAUCCUCGCGGAGCAUGACUGUCUAUCCAGGCGCGGGGUGUGCGGAUGGUGUCCGUGGAGAUCAUAUUAUCCUGGCACCGCCGUACACUGUGACGAGGGGUGACAUUGAACUGAUCGCCGCAACCAUUGCUAGUGCUGUUUUUGUGGCUUUUCGGGGUAUUUUGCCUCUGGAUAUGCAGAGCACUCAGUAG
This is a messenger RNA of Diaporthe batatas, 1392 nucleotides long. RefSeq lists its product as uncharacterized. Gene Ontology annotation, molecular function: transaminase activity; pyridoxal phosphate binding. The transcript has a single exon. Bases 1 to 1392 code for a protein of 463 amino acids. Lineage: Eukaryota; Fungi; Ascomycota; Sordariomycetes; Diaporthales; Diaporthaceae. Gene Ontology annotation, cellular component: cytosol. The record is from RefSeq and is a predicted model, not a curated record.